This is a messenger RNA of Malaya genurostris, 1809 nucleotides long. RefSeq names its product xaa-Pro aminopeptidase 3. Lineage: Eukaryota; Metazoa; Arthropoda; Insecta; Diptera; Culicidae. Gene Ontology annotation, cellular component: mitochondrion. The coding region runs from base 68 to 1642 and encodes 524 amino acids. The record is from RefSeq and is a predicted model, not a curated record. Gene Ontology annotation, molecular function: metalloaminopeptidase activity; manganese ion binding. The transcript is spliced from 4 exons.
UUUGGUACGCGCAGCAAACCGAGUGCUGAAAUUAAAAAGGAAAACAAAUCGAUCCAAAUUAUCAGUCAUGAACUUAGCGAGAUUUUAUCACCGACUAAAUCCGACCAGGGCUCAAAUUCGUCAAUUGAUUUCUAGUUUUGAUUCAGUGCGCUCCUGUUCGUCGAAUGCAGCUCCACCAGGUUUACCGAAAACAAUCUCAUCGGAACGUUCCCGAGAGCGAUCAACGGAUGAUUUGAAGAAGAUCAUUUCAUAUGGACAGCCAAUGCCCGUUACACAUCCACAUCUGCUGCAGGACGGCGAACUAUUGCCGGGAAUUAGAUUAGAAGAAUUUCGCCAUCGCCGCCGGGCAUUGCUCGAGUUAGUACGAAAAUACGCUUCCGAAAAUUUAGAUAAAAAUGCUAAAGAGCAUUUGAUCAUUAUUCCUUCGGCUAACAAGAAAUAUAUGAGCGAUAAAAUUCCAUACGUUUUUCGUCAGAAUUCGGAUUUUUUAUAUCUCAGCGGUUGCCUGGAGCCCGAUAGCGCUCUUACGCUGGAAGUUGACAGCGAGGGCAACGAAAGAAGUGUACUGUUCGUACGACCGAAGGAUAGUCACGCGGAACUGUGGGACGGACCUCGGACAGGGGUGGAGCAGGCACCUCGCGUUUUUGGUGUGGAUCAAGCUGUCAAUGUGAUAGAUUUGAAAUCUUAUCUGCUAAAAUACUCAUUUGCUCAUCCCAGCGGUACGAUUUGGUUCGAUGAGAAAAGUUGCAAUUUGGACGAUGUACGAAAGAGUGUGGCAGAUGUCGGUAGCAGACAAGCUGUGCGUUCACCACUUGCUUUGCUGCACAAGCUAAGGGUAGUGAAAUCUCCGGCAGAGAUCGAACAGAUGCGUAGAACAUGUCAGAUUGCAUCGACUGCCAUUAAUCGGACAAUUCAAGAGAGCGAACCUGGACAAAGUGAACAUCAAUUGUUUGCCAAGGUGGAUUACUUCUGUCGGAUGGCGGGAGCGAAUUAUUUAGCGUAUCCUCCCGUGGUGGCCGGAGGAUCCAAUGCCACUGUGAUACACUAUAUCAACAACACACAGGUGAUUCGAGAUGGCGAAAUGGUUCUCAUGGAUGCGGGAUGUGAGUACGCAAGUUACACCAGCGACAUCACACGAACAUGGCCGAUUAGCGGGAAGUUCUCGGAUCCACAGCGUGUGUUGUAUGAAAUUCUGGCACAAGUGCAAACGGAACUUUUGGAAAGCCUCCAGCAGGAAGGAGGAGAGACAUUGGAUCAACUGUUCGAUACGAUGUGCCUGAAGAUUGGUAAAUAUUUACAGGAAAUUGGAUUGAUUCCGAAAAAUGUAAAAGGCAUGGACUUGGCAAGAGCGGCGUACAAAUUCUGUCCGCAUCAUGUGUCACACUAUCUGGGCAUGGAUGUUCACGACACGCCUCUUAUUUCGAGAAGUAUCUCGUUGGUGCCGGGAAUGAUUUGCACUGUGGAACCUGGAAUCUACAUCAGUAGUUGGAGAAGAGAUGUGCCGGAAGAAUUUCGAGGUCUUGGUUUACGUAUCGAAGACGAUGUGCUGAUUAAACCCAAUAAGAAAAUAGAGGUUCUGACUGAGCUCUGUGUGAAAGAUCUGCGACAACUUGAAGCUCUCGUUGGUUCGGACAACCCGUGAAUUACAUUGACAUCUAGCAACAAACAGGGUGAGUGAAACUUUCUUCAAAUUCUGGAGUGUAUCGAAACACAGCCGAUUUUACACGAAGGAGAUGUACAUAACUAGGUAUAUAUUUUUUUGUUGAUUAUAAAAAAUAAAAACUGGUUUAACGAUUUCCCUAAUAAUAA